Cryptosporidium ubiquitum is the source of this 456-nucleotide messenger RNA. RefSeq lists its product as uncharacterized. Lineage: Eukaryota; Apicomplexa; Conoidasida; Eucoccidiorida; Cryptosporidiidae. The record is from RefSeq and is a predicted model, not a curated record. The transcript has 3 exons. The coding region runs from base 1 to 456 and encodes 151 amino acids.
AUGUCAAAUAUUUUGGAGAAAUCAAAUGGAAGUGUUGAAUCACAAAUUGCCAUAUUAAAGGAAAGGUUAUUAGGUUAUGCUUGUAAGCUUGCACCAGUACCGAAGAUUGGUAAGAUAGAUACUUCAAAGAACGGAAAAUGUACUUCAAGAACUGGUUCUUCAGAAAAAAAUUGUGAUAUAUGUGGUGCCAAAUCUAGUUCUUUAUUUUACUGGGAAAACUUUGAAUAUUUUCCAGAAACAAGGAAAAUUAAUUUGAAGGAUCCAUUGGAUGUAUGUACAUUAUGUCUUAAUAUUCUAGACAUUAAUGCAUUAACCAACUCGAUUAUUAAAAGCGAAAAUGAAAAUUCUCUCAUAUUUUCACAUUUUCUGAAUGUUAAUCAGAUUGAUCCAACGAAUCAAACAUAUCUCCAGCAUUGUAUUUCAAUAUCUUUUGCAAUACAAAUUCUUGCAAAGUAA